This is a messenger RNA of Rosa chinensis, 982 nucleotides long. RefSeq names its product trafficking protein particle complex subunit 1. The coding region runs from base 49 to 558 and encodes 169 amino acids. Gene Ontology annotation, cellular component: TRAPP complex. The record is from RefSeq and is a predicted model, not a curated record. Gene Ontology annotation, biological process: endoplasmic reticulum to Golgi vesicle-mediated transport. Lineage: Eukaryota; Viridiplantae; Streptophyta; Magnoliopsida; Rosales; Rosaceae. The transcript has 5 exons.
ACAUACCAAAGAGAUCUCCGAUCAGAAUAGAGAGAGAGAGAGAGAGAGAUGCAAUUCUUCGGCGGAACAGAGAUAAGCCCGUCGCUGCCAGCGGCGACGGCGUCGGGAAACAACGGGCACAUGAUGUACGUCUUCAACCGCAACGGCGUCUGCUUGCUCUACCGAGAAUGGAACCGUCCUCUCCACACCCUCAACGCCCAACAAGAUCACAAGCUCAUGUUCGGCCUCCUCUUCUCCCUCAAGUCCUUGACCGCUAAGAUGGACCCCACCGCCGUGGACAAAGGGAACCUAGGAGUGCCUCAAUUGCCUGGUCAGGGCUGUUCGUUUCAUAGCUUUCGGACCAAUACCUACAAGCUUAGUUUCAUGGAGAGCCCUUCUGGUAUAAAGAUUAUAUUGAUUACGCAUCCUAGGACUGGGGAUUUGCGGGAGUCUUUGAAGUACAUUUACAACUUGUAUGUUGAGUAUGUUGUGAAGAACCCACUCUAUACUCCUGGAACUCCUAUUAGGUGUGAGCUAUUUAAUACAACUCUUGACCAAUAUGUAAGGAGCAUUUCCUAGAAGCUCAAGGUGUGAGCUAUUUAAUACAACUCUUGACCAGUAUGUAAGGAGCAUCCCCUCCUUUCAAAAAAAAAAAAAGGAGCAUUCCCUAGUAGCUCGAGCUAUGUGUACUACUGCUUCAUGUUGGCCACGGACCUGAACUGUACGGCCUCUUUUUGCAUCAUUCACCUUACCCUGGCCUGUAGCAGAUGAUCAUUUUGGUUGAGAUGCAGGUUACUGAAAUUACUUGUGGAGCCUGCAACUUCAUUUUAAAUAUUCUACAGAUAGGAAUGCUACUAUUUUCACCCAUGUGGACUUGGGUGAUUAGUGUGAUUAUGUGAUUUUCUAUUUGUUUACGAUAAAUGGUUUUGGUAUAAUCUAGAAAUAUGAUCGUUUGUUUAUAUCAUUGGAAUAUAUGAAACUACUUUGGCGGGGUUUCAUAGAA